AUGGCAUCCGGCGUCCGGCAGAACGCCAACAACGUGCUUCCGUCUUACGAGUCAGUCCCUCUCGAACCUGCGAGCCGCAGCAGUAGCAAGAGACAACGCAGGCAGACUAGAGAGUCCAGAGAGUCCAGAGAACCGAGACACUCGAGCGAGACAACAUUCAGCCCGGCUGAGGCGACCUCGACAACGCCUCCCAGCAGACCGCCUGCCCGGUUGGCCUUUGUGCUUGUCUGCGCGAUCUCACUGCUGGUCCUCUUCGCCCUCCUUGCCCGGCUUCUUCUGAUAACGAUUCCCGACCAAGUAUCUGUUUCCGCUGUCACAGCCAAGGUGACGACCACUUCUGGACAUUUGUGA
Sporothrix schenckii 1099-18 is the source of this 351-nucleotide messenger RNA. RefSeq lists its product as uncharacterized. The coding region runs from base 1 to 351 and encodes 116 amino acids. NCBI's taxonomy places the organism in Eukaryota, Fungi, Ascomycota, Sordariomycetes, Ophiostomatales, Ophiostomataceae. The transcript has a single exon. The record is from RefSeq and is a predicted model, not a curated record.